AGAGGGGGAGGGUGGUGUCGGCUUUUGCAUAAUCUAAGCCAUGCGUUUACUGCGUUUCCCGAUCCUGAUCACCAGCCCACAGCAAAGCCAUCCCACCGAUUAGCCGCACAACCAUCGUAUAUGUGUGUGUGGAUAUCAAGACAAAAGGACAGAUGCAUGCAGGCGGGGGCGGGUCUGGGACGCAGGAUUGGGGGUGACGCGUUUCUGUGACAGAUAGCAGGUGGGAGACUGGGAUGCGGGACGGAGGGAGGGACGGAGGGAUGAAGCAGCAGCAGCGCCUGCUUUAACGCUGCGUCUGUUCCGGGAGGGCGCAGUUUCUGCAAAAGAAGGAGACGAUUUCUGCCAUCAGCCAUGAGCCUGCGAGCACAAACGCCUGCUUUACGCAUCUUCAAGUAAAAUGGGAUUUUCUGCUGCGGCACUGGCGAUCACAGCUUUCUUCCUGCCAGCCGAAAUCAUGCGGAGUGUUUAAGCUAGACAUGGUGGACCCAUCAGAUGAGGAUCAGGGCAAGACUGAAGGCCCUGAGCUUGAGACACCAGCUGCAGCCUCCGAAGGAUCUUGCAUCCAGCAGCAAAAUGGCAACGGGGCAGUGACAAGGGAAGGUGACUCGGAAAGUAGCACAGAGCCGCUCGAGCCUGAGCAGCCCUCCGAGAGCAGACAGCGGCUGGUUCCGCAACGAGAUCAGCCACCCGGGCUCCAUUUGGAUCUAUUCAACUUUGACUCUCCAGAUGCAGAAGGCAGCCGCUACGUUCUCACCAGCCCUCGCUCCCUGGAGGCAUGUGCUCGAUGUGGGGUGAAACCAGUGGAGCUGCUGCCGCGGCCACUGGCAGACUUUGUUCGGGAGGGGCAAUCCAUGCGAGCUGCGACUGGGCUGUUUGAGGUGUACGAGCGGGAAAGGCAUGCUAAGCUAAAACGGUGUCGGGAGGAACGGGAAAGGAUUAUCAGAGAGGAAAGGAAAAAGACAUUUCUUUCAAUUACUACAAAUAGCAGCACAUCUUCCUCUUCAUUGGAAAGGUCUCCAGUUGUUGGCAGUCAAGGGACCAAUCAGCAAUCAACUGCUUCAAUUCAGCUCCCUAAAUCAUCUCUCUCUAGCUCUGGUUUGACGUCUAAAACUGUCCCCAGUAGCUCAGUAACCUCAAAACCAGACGUCAGUAGUUCUGGCAAACAUAGCAAAUCUGUCCCAUUAGUCACGGCAUCAAAACCUUCUUUGAGCAAGCAACUGUCUGCUGGUGCCCCCCCCGUAACCCCUGUAACUACCAAGUCAUUGCGCCCAACUGGAAGAAAUGUGAAGCCUGCUAAUACAUUUCCUAGAACAAUCUCGAAACCUACCUCCUCUGUCUCCAGGGCUUCCACCUAUAAGUCAGGAUCUGGUUGCAGUUUUUCAGAACCAGUCACUGCCACCACCACAACACCAGUAAGCAAUGGUGUCACAGCCAUUCCCUUCACCCACACUAAUGGCCAUGCUGUAUCCCAGCCAAAGCACUGGGAGAGGAGUCAUUCGCUUGAGUCCCUGCAGAGGAGACAAGAACCAGUGUGUUCCUCCACUACAACCCACACUUCUUCUGAGUCUGGUGCCUCAUCCUCUUACAGUUGGGAUGGGCCACGGGACCGCAGCGCUAAGGCAUCCAGCCCAAGAACGCGCACUCUAGCUACGUUUAAUUCCCUGAUGGGUCGCAGUCUUAGCCUCGGUGAUCUCAGUCACUCGCCGCAGACCACACAAAAAAUAGAACGUAUUGUGAAGGAGGUGAAGCGGCGAGGACUGAAGGCUGUUCCGGAGCGUGACCGCAAGAUCGCAGCCCUGAUGUUGGCCAAGUACCAGGAGGAAGACAUCAUGAGUCAGAGUCGCUAUGUGGCACACUUGCAGUGGGACAGCGAGAGAAGGCUGGAGGAGUUGCGGCGUGAGCGGGAGGACCGCGAGAAGCAGCGCGCCGUGCUGCAGUGCCAGCGGGCCUGGCAGUCCCAGGUGUCGGCCCGACAGCACCGUCUCACCCAGCAGGAACAGGAGGCCGCAGCAGCCAAGCUGCGGCAGGUAACCGAGAAUGAGGAGAAGUGGCGGGAGCUGGCGGAGAGGCAGGAGCGCAGCCGGCUGCAGAGGCUCCAGAGGACGGCCCGUGAGGAGAAGCAGAAGAAGGUCUUACAAGAGCAGAAUCUGCGAGUGCUGGAGGAGGAACGGGCUGCUAUGCUGGAGCAAGAGCAGCUGCUACUCCGAGAGAAGCUUUCCACAGCAGAACUGAAGAAGCAAGAGCGAGAGCACCAGGCUCAGGAGGAGCGGCGGGGCCUGAAUAGGGCCGAAAAGCGGCGGCACGCUGCGCUGAAAAGAGAGAUCGCCCGCCGGGAGGUAGAAGAGCGCGAGACGGCCAGGAAGGCCAUUGAGGAGAAGCUGAACCGCUCGUCUGAAAACUAUGAGCAGAUCAUGGAGAGACGUAGCCAGGAGCUCCGGGAAAAGGCGCGGCGUGAGGAGGGACAGAUCCAAAAGGCGAGGAGGGCAGCAGAGCAGCGGGAGCGCCAGCAGCGGGAACAGCUGGAGGUGCGUGCAAGAGAGGCAGAGCGGCGGGCGCAGCAGGCCACGACGGUGGCGGAAGAGCGAGCCAAGGAGAAGGCGCUACGGGCCGUGCUGAGCCGGCAAGAGAAGGAGAAGCUGCAGCGCAUGAACCGGCAACGCGUGGAAGAGGAGGAGCAGCAACGACGGCUGGAGCUGCUGCAGUCCAUCGAGAGGAAGCUAGAGAAGAGCGAACAGAUUUUUCGGGAGAAGCGCGCCGUGCUGGAGAGCGCCCGCUCGAUGGCGCAAGCUUCCUUCCAUGUUCGAGACCGCGUACGGGAAGAAACCAACACGCGCACCUUCGAUAAGAUGGCCCUGGAGGCGAAGCUGAAGGCCAGUCUGGAUGAAAAGUGAGCCAUCAGGGUGGAGGUUCUUCCCACCUUCUGUUGCUGGGAAUUUCGUUUGUACUCUGUGGGGGUCUUGUAGCUAUAAGCAGUCAUUACCCUGUAGCAUUACACUUCCAUCGUCAGACCCAUUUCGUUUUGUUUUUUUGCCACAUGAUCCUGAAGCUCGAUCAUUUUCUCAUUAACAACCGCUAGAGUUUGUCAGCUAAUGUCCAUUUCAGGCCAGUAGAUGCAUUUAAGCAGGGAAAAGACUUUCUUGCUAACUGGAUAGAAUAAGCUUAUUAUUCCCCUUGGAAGGACAGCGGAUUGAAUAGUUUUGGCACACAGAAAACGAAAAGUCUGCUUAGUAUGCACUGCUGGUGUUUAGUCGCGCUUGUGCAUAUUCAGAAUCGCAUCAUACUCCCCAACUGAACAUGCCAUUAUAACAAAUCAAGGCUGCUCUAGAAAGAAAAGAUACAAUGCCGGCAUGGAAAUCAGAUCGUAGCGACUGAAAUGCCUUUCGGUUCAUAAAAUGAACAAGAGGUUUAAUAAAUAAGCCAAAGGAACUGAAUGCUGUGAACGUAGACGGUGUGGUGUGAUUCAGCGAAUGUCAGCAUGGGCACCCAUCGCCGUGCUUUGCUGCAGAACUGCCAGCAUUGUGUUCAUACUAUCAACAACCAAGUCUUGGCACCGGAUGAGAUCUCAGAGAGCCUCUCACAACGAACAGCAGCUGUUCAGUAGGACACCCCAGACUUCAAGAGGACUGACAACAGGGGUGUGUGCAUAUGGCCACAAGUGCAUGACACUUAUGCAUCCAGGUCUCCCAAACUGAAAGGAAGUACAAAUCCUGAGAAUGGUGGAGCACUACGCAGUCCUUUACCUCUGCAGUUGACCCCAAACCUAACACAACUUCUUGGUGUCUCUAGCCUGCAGAGUAAAGAAAAUAGUACAGUGUCAUCCAUUUGAUGUCCUGCUUUUUGUUUCCAGUAUGUUGUUCUGAAGCUAAGCAAAUUCUGUUGUGGUUCUCUGCAGAACUGUUGUGGUUCUCUGCAGAACU
Molecule: messenger RNA, 3917 nt
Organism: Brienomyrus brachyistius
Lineage: Eukaryota; Metazoa; Chordata; Actinopteri; Osteoglossiformes; Mormyridae
Gene: ccdc177
Product: coiled-coil domain containing 177
Exons: 4
Coding region: 477-2891 (804 amino acids)
Source: RefSeq, a predicted model, not a curated record